This is a messenger RNA of Quercus robur (English oak), 848 nucleotides long. Its product is annotated as mediator of RNA polymerase II transcription subunit 27-like. NCBI's taxonomy places the organism in Eukaryota, Viridiplantae, Streptophyta, Magnoliopsida, Fagales, Fagaceae. The transcript is spliced from 4 exons. Gene Ontology annotation, cellular component: mediator complex. Gene Ontology annotation, biological process: regulation of transcription by RNA polymerase II. The record is from RefSeq and is a predicted model, not a curated record. Gene Ontology annotation, molecular function: transcription coactivator activity. Bases 16 to 711 code for a protein of 231 amino acids.
GGUUACUGAUUAGUUAUGCUUCUGAAUAUUUGCAGGUUAGCUCUCAAGGCCUUCACUGAUCAGAAAAGACAAUUUUUUCCUCACCUUGAUGAUGGAUUACAUGAUCAGGAUGCCAAAUCAGCUUCAAAGAAACUUUGUGGUCCCCAAGUACCGAUGGAAAAUCAUCAAGAAGAGCUUAGCGGUUUUAAGACACUAUCAGAUGUUCUAAUGCAUUUGGAAAAAGAAGUGCCAAAUUUGAAAAUUUUCACUUAUGAGCGAUUGGACUGGUUGAAAAGAGCUUCUUUGCUGCCCUCUUCAACUAAUGAGGCUUCCAUUGAAACAUCUAAAGAACAUAAUUAUCACAAUUCAAAUAAACUAAGAGCAGGAUCGUUGAGUGCGGUUGCUGUAGAGAAGAUUGCUGUAAUUGAGUUGCUGUUUCCAUCUGUCUUCAGAGCAGUUGUAUCUCUGCAUCCAGCUGGUUCUAUUGACCCUGACUCAGUUGCUUUCUUCUCUCCAGAUGAGGGAGGCAACUACAUACAUUCUAGAGGUUUUUCAGUUUAUCAUGUAUUUAGACGCAUCACGGAGCAUGCUGCUAUGGCUCUGCAGUAUUUCCUUGGAAAUCAAGCUGAAACAGCUCUACAUUCUCUUCUGCAUUGGAUCUGUAGUUAUCAAACUUUAUUUUCAAAAGUCUGCAGGUGUGACUCUGUUUCCCACUUUUUAAGAUUUCUUUGAUGGUGUUUGACUUCUAAAUUUUAUGUUGUUGGUGGUGCAGUAAGUGUGGACGGCUAACUUCUAACUUCUAACUUCUAAUUUCAGCUUAGUGUUACCUCUGCACAAUCACCCCAAUGCAUCAACUUCUUAAUGUUUAG